CUCAGAUCUUCUCCAAAUCUACACCAAUUGUGGCUGGUGCCUCUAUACGGACUCCUAACAGCCACCCCCGAAUUCACCCCACAUAGCACCGAUCGACCCAUACCCUUGCAUCGGAUCAGCGCAAUUUCUAUCCGUAGCUUCGUCUUUUUUUUCGGCGGUCCGGUUCGGUUUGCUAACAUCCUAUCUUCUCUCCCGACUUUAUAGGACCUCACCCGGGAACGGCCCGAUAUUGUGUGAGACCAUGGCCGCCCGUCCUUUAGUUUUGCGUGGAGCUACACGAAUAUCACGAACCCCAUGCUCCCUUUCCUCUAGUUCCCGGUGUAUAAGACAGCUCAGCACGACAACCCGCAACCUCCGACCCGAACUCUCCUCACCCACGACAUCUACCUCUACGACACAGUCCCCUAGCGAAAACGAUGCUAGGAGUAGCAGAACAACACAUUUCGGCUUCCAAGAUGGCCUCUCAGAAACCGAAAAGACCGAACGAGUAGCCGGCGUCUUCCACAGCGUCGCCGAAUCAUACGAUCGCAUGAACGACUUGAUGUCCUUUGGCUGGCACCGGAUCUGGAAAGACCACUUCGUAUCCUCCCUCAACCCCGGCCUCUCCUCCACCACCCCCCCAAAACCCCAACACAUCCUCGACGUAGCCGGCGGCACCGGCGACAUAGCCUUCCGCAUGCUACACCACGCCCACAUCCUCAACAACAACCCCUCCGUGCACGUAACAAUCUCCGACAUAAACGCCUCCAUGCUCGCUGUAGGCAAACAACGUUCCCUCACCCUCCCCGCCUCGCAACAAGCAUCCCUCUCCUACCUCGAAGCCGACGCAACAUCCUUUUCCCCCACCGCCGUGCCCUCCAAUUCCCUAGAUCUAUACACCGUAGCCUUCGGCAUCCGCAAUUUCAGCAACAUCCCCGCGGCCCUGCGCGAAGCGCACCGCGUCCUAAAACCCGGCGGUGUAUUCGCGUGUCUAGAAUUCAGCAAAGUAAACCCGUCCAUCCCAUUUUUCGACGCUAUAUACAAACGCUGGAGUUUCUCCGCCAUCCCCUUAAUCGGCCAGUUGGUCGCCGGCGAUCGCGACUCAUACCAGUACUUAGUAGAAAGCAUCGAGCGCUUCCCGUCGCAAGAGGAAUUCCGCGACAUGGUUGAAGACGCCGGGUUCGUGGUUGGCGGAAAAGGAUGGGAGGAUUUGACGGGUGGUGUGGCGGCUAUACAUAAAGGUAUGAAACCUUUAUAAUACUAGCUGAGGAAUGAGGGCGGUUGUUGAUGGGAGGGAGAUCUGUAUAUCACUUGUAACGGCCCAUAGACAGGGGACUAGUCAACUCUCAACGACACGGAGGAUGUCGAGAAAAUAAGGCAAGUUAUGUACCUAGGGAGUCAUACUUGCAACUAUAAUAAUAAAGAACUCACGAAAUUCGUACCCACCCCCCUCAGAAUCAUCUUAUGAGUAAUAAUAGUUAUGACUUUUUUUUACUAAGCUGGCGGGUGCAAUAUUUCAUAAUACUUACCCCUUAAAACUUAUCUAGGCAUUCUUGAUGCUUCUAGUAUUAAUAACUGUAUAAAGAUUUGAGACAGAC
Molecule: messenger RNA, 1577 nt
Organism: Hypoxylon trugodes
Lineage: Eukaryota; Fungi; Ascomycota; Sordariomycetes; Xylariales; Hypoxylaceae
Product: ubiquinone/menaquinone
Exons: 2
Coding region: 242-1237 (331 amino acids)
Biological process (GO): ubiquinone biosynthetic process
Molecular function (GO): methyltransferase activity
Source: RefSeq, a predicted model, not a curated record